GCUUUAUGCUUCAUGUGUGAGGUCAAUCCAGGCGCUCUCAAGUCAGCUCAGGGCUGGGCUGCCACUCUGAACAGGGCUCAAAUAACGCAGCAACGUAGCAAUUGCUGUGCAUAUUACUUAACAACCAAAUAUGAAAGCAGCUGUAUAAAUAUCCCCAAACAAACUUCAGCUGAGAACGCUUUCAGAGGCCCCACUGUGUGCAGAAUGGCAGGCUGUGGAGAAGUGGACUUUUCAGUGAAUGCCUCUGCUCCCUCCAAGCUCAUAGAAGGAGCAGGAGAAGACUCUUCCAGCUCCACCACCCCAGAGUGUGCCAUCUGCCUCCAGGGCUGCAUUCAUCCUGUACGUCUUCCAUGCUGCCAUGUCUUCUGUUUCUUGUGUGUGAAAGGUGCCUCAUGGCACAGCAAGCGCUGUGCUCUGUGCCGACAGGAAAUCCCUGAGGACUUCCUGGAAAGGCCCGUCCUCCUUUCUCCUGAAGAACUGAAGGCAGCAGCUGCAGGGCUGAACCGAAGUGGGAGUGAGUCCCACGGAGACUAUGCGUGGUACUAUGAGGGGCGCAACGGCUGGUGGCAGUAUGAUGAGAGGACCAGCAGAGAGUUAGAGGAGGCGUUCGUGAAGGGCAGGAAGAGCACAGAGAUGCUGAUUGCUGGGUUUCUUUAUGUGGCUGAUCUGGAAAAUAUGGUGCAGUAUCGCAGGAAUGAACAUGGCCGCAGACGCAAGAUAAAGAGGGACGUUGUAGAUAUCCCUAAGAAGGGGGUGGCAGGACUGAGGUUAGAGCCUGUACCUGUCCCAGUCCCUGCUUUACCAGCUGUUCCCUCAUCAACGACAGAACGCAUAAACUCAGCUGAUGGCUCUGACUCUGCAGGCCAGCCACAGUCUUCAUCUUUUGGGAUUAUGGUCUCUCUUCCCCCUGUUAGACCCCAAAUUCUUCUGGGGCGCCAUCUCACCAGUCCUUUGUCUCCAUCCCCUUCCCCCCUGGAACAGUCGUUCUCUCAGCUCCUGAUCAGCCAGCCAGAGGGUGAAGAGGUGGAAGGAGACGAUGAGCUGCAAACAUACGAGUUUGCACCUGGAAGCAGUGAGAGUGAAGAGGAGAAAGAGUGUGAGCAAGGGAGAGAGGAAUCUGUGGAACGAAGAAGAACCAGACAAAGACCGUUACGAGAGAGCCAGCCAACCAGAAUCCCUCCAAGAGGCAGGCCUUCCAGCUCUGCCCUCAACCUCCGCUCUCGCAGUCCUGAUGGACAGUGCACGGUGACAGAAGUGUGACUGGGCAGGGAUGUCUUACCUACAGAUUACAGUUCUCAAACGCUCUGACCGUUGUGCAAAAAAAAUAAAAAAUAAAAUAAUGUACAUCUUAAAGGUUCACUUGUUUAACACCAGUCUUGGAGGGUAAAUCAAGGAUCUCGGUUCAGUUUAACUAUUUGUUCCAUUUUUCAGGCAACUUUUUCAACUAAAACUUCAAAGAACGUAAUCAGUAAAGUAGUUACAGCUGUUUGCGUUUUAAACACUUUCUCCUUUGCUAAGGUAUAGUUGCUCAACACUGGUGGGAUUUGAGGUGAGCUCGUUAUUCUUUGCUUUUCACCAGUUAUUGUGUUUUACAAUACUAAAGUCAUUUCAUGGGACUUUUAACAUGUUUAUAAGCCUUUUCUUCAAGACCUGUUCAAAAACUGGUUUCAUACAGAAAUAUAUGGGACUGUGGGGGCUAAGGCGUCUCUUAGUAGCAAUGACAUUACUGUUUUUUUUUUUGUUUGUUUGUUUUUUUAAAGAAAACCAAAAUGGUGAAGUCAGGGUUUUGCCAAAGAAGGAUGUCCACACAGGUUAUUGAUAGAUGUUGGAGCAUCAAUGUAUAAACUUUAUUAUAAGGGCACAUUUAAGGGGGAAAUUACUUUUAACACAGGCAAAUAGAAGUUUGUUCUUCAGUUUUGAGAACAGAACACAGUCAAUAGUAGCACAUGCAUAUAAAGAACAAGGCAGCAGUAGACCAGCAACUUUUGUAGUCUGAAAGGCCAAAUAAAUUUUUUUCUCCAUGCAAUCUGGUGGUCACCUGUCAGCAAAUUAAAAAUAUCUAAUGACAACAUGAAGCUGUGAAGAUGCUGUACAUAAAGCCUACAUUUUAAACUAGUUUUGGUUUUUGAACAGGUUUUCCUGCUUUGGUUACCUUGCUGGUCCUCCGCUCUACUUGUAAAUCUCUUUAGGGCUUACUCUUCUUUACUCUCUGCUGAGUAAUAGAUGAUCACACACCACAAGCCGGUGAUGACAGCAUUUCCACAUCUACGUAUGAUUUCCAAAUCAACCCUCUGAGGCUUUGUCCCUGCGUCAAUGUGGGAACACAUCUGCAGGGUAAAUGUCCAAAACAACUGCCUUCACAUCAGCUGUGAGCAUAAUACAGACUUUGUUUUUUAAGUUAGGAAAUACUUUGAUUUCUAACCUCUUGAGCUCAUUGAUUUGACUCUUUUCAAACCUUUUUUUCCUCUAAAAACAAAUUAAGCUUAAAUGUAGCAAAUUUAAUGCAGUUAAAUCUGCUUUUGUUUUCUUUUUGUACUGAUCAUGUUUUUUAAUAUAAGACGAGUUUAAUCAGGAUGUAACCAGUAACUAUUUAAUUUGAACUUUAAGUAUGUGUGUUUGUGUGUGCACUUAUGAAGGCAGAGGGAGGCUGAAUUCCCCCAGUUUUAACAUCUAAGUUGAGCUUAAUAACAUGUUUGUCAUGAGCAGCACUGAAUGCGGAAAAGCUACUAGAUCCACUGGAAAGUAUUAGUUUAUAUAUGUAGAGAGAGACACAUUUGGAUUGCUAUUUCUUGUCAUGAUAUUCUCCACAGGGCCGCCACAUGUGCUUUUAUGAGCUCAGAUUGUUCUCACAUGGCGUUUAUUUCUCUUUCGCUCCAGCUGCUGUUUUCGCCGUCAUCUUCUCACCGUUUGUCUCUCACUGUGUGAAUAACCUAAACAAAAUUUUUGUCUGUGUGUUGUUUCUCUUGUGGUGUUUUGUCAAACUAUUAAAAGUGUUUAUAAUUUAAAAAUUAAUUGCUGACUGA
Messenger RNA from Melanotaenia boesemani (Boeseman's rainbowfish), 3023 nucleotides. RefSeq names its product E3 ubiquitin-protein ligase rnf146-like. The record is from RefSeq and is a predicted model, not a curated record. Bases 13 to 1260 code for a protein of 415 amino acids. Gene Ontology annotation, biological process: ubiquitin-dependent protein catabolic process; Wnt signaling pathway. Gene Ontology annotation, molecular function: ubiquitin protein ligase activity; poly-ADP-D-ribose binding; zinc ion binding. The transcript is spliced from 2 exons. Lineage: Eukaryota; Metazoa; Chordata; Actinopteri; Atheriniformes; Melanotaeniidae. Gene Ontology annotation, cellular component: nucleus; cytoplasm.